Molecule: messenger RNA, 2027 nt
Organism: Notolabrus celidotus (New Zealand spotty)
Lineage: Eukaryota; Metazoa; Chordata; Actinopteri; Labriformes; Labridae
Gene: sike1
Product: suppressor of IKBKE 1
Source: RefSeq, a predicted model, not a curated record
AAGAAGACUACUUGGCUACUACACGGAUGUGACGUAUCGCUCAGCAUGAACCGGAAACGACAUACCUGACAACAAACCUGAGUGAAGUGUGUUUUGGUAAUUAAAUUAACCUCUUCAUCUGUCUACUGACACAUAUUCUGAGGACAUGUCAUAGUUUGCACUCGUCGCUAUAAAGGCACUUCAGUCUCUUUAGCCGUCGAAGGUAGUCUGCUGUCCUGCACUCACACUCUGAGGUUUAUUGACGUAGUGAGUAACUAGCACACAGACAGAAGUUGUCACCUUCGUCAAAUGGCCUGCACUCUGGACAAAGUGUUGGGCGAUGCCCGGACCCUUCUGGAGAGGCUGAAAGAGCACGACACGGCCGCAGAGGGACUGAUCGAGCAGUCCGGGGCCCUCAGCCAGAGAGUGCACAACAUGAAGGAGGUGGGAAAUGCUCUACCUGACAAGCACAUAGAAGACACGUCAGAGAUUCAGGAGCUGACCAAAUACAAGCCUCACGUCCUUCUUACUCAGGAAAACACACAAAUCAAGGAUCUGCAGCAGGAGAAUAAAGAACUAUUGUCUCUGGAAGAACACCAGUACGCACUAGAGUUGAUCAUGGGCAGGUACCGUAAGCAGAUGCUCCAGCUGAUGAUGGCGAAGAAGGAGCUGGACACCAAACCUGUGCUCAGCCUCCACGAGGAUCAUGCAAAGGAGGUGCAGAGCCAGGUGGAGAGAAUAUGUGAGAUGGGACAGGUGAUGAGGAGAGCAGUGCAGGUGGAUGAUCAGCACUACUGCUCUGUAAGAGAGAGGCUUGCACAGUUAGAGAUUGAGAACAAGGAGCUUCGAGACCUCCUGACCAUCAGCAAGGCGUCAGUAAAGGCAGCAAGAGAAGAACCGAUCCAGCCAGCAGCAGCAGCUCAAGAACAAGAACCAAAACAGACCCCUGAGCCGGCAGCUAACGAGUGACCAGAGCAUCUUUGAAAUGAGCUGUGGAUGGAACAACACCUCCAGGACCAGGAGACAGGGUGGAUCUUCUCUUCACCUGAAUUCACCUCAUCUACUUAUUUUUUUAUUUUAAAUACGAUUGAAUGCAGUCAAACCACAGCAUAUUUUUGUGAAGGCCACUUAAACACAGCAGUCUCGCUAUAGCAAGCAUUUACCUUCAGGUAGCUUUUGAUGGUAGCUAUUGUUCUUAUAUGUACAGCAUGUGUUUUAUCACUACAGUCUUGAUGGAGUGAAUUUCACACAAGCCUUGAUUAUAAAUAUAUAACGUGUUGGUGAUCACUGGUAAGAAUUUGGUUCAUAAAUAUGUGCUGGAGAAAAAGCAAAGGGUUGUUUGGCCAGAGAAAGAUUUACUUUUCAAGGACACAGUCUCUACCUCUUUAGUGCCCCUUUGCUGCACACACACACACACACACACACACACACACACACACACACACACACACACACACACACACACACACACACACACACACACACACACACACACACACACUCUCAAAGUGUUAAAUAUUCUUAAUCACCCCUGCUAUUUGUUCACUUAAAGUCCACCUUUUAUUCUACUCCAUUUUUGAAUCUGUGCUUGAUAAUCACUGCCAACACCAUGACUCUUGGCUGUUUCACAGUACGCCUGCUAAGGAGUGACAUUGGAUCGUUUGUAUGUAAUGGUCUGAUUAUUUUACCACUUUGAUACAUUUGUCAGUCUGUUUGUAGAACCCACAUGUAACAAUAACAUGUUUUCCAUGUUUGGUGUUUUGAUUGUGUGUGUUAAACUCUACUUUUGUAGCUUUGAGAUUUGGAUACAGAGUAAUUAAGAGACCCAGUUGAUGGAACAUCUUUAUUUAGCAGUUUGAAAGCAUUGCAUAUUUUUUUGUAAUGGAUAUCAAUGUUUGCGGACUGUGUGUGGUCAGAAAUUCUCUAUUGUCAUCUCAGGAAAUCAGUGUUACAAAGGUGGACAUGCUCAAGUUCAUGACAGUUUACUGAUAUGUGUCAAAUGAAAUUUCAUGUAAAAACUUGAAAAUAAAUUUGCAGUGAAUAAUGAA